This is a messenger RNA of Oncorhynchus masou masou (cherry salmon), 1415 nucleotides long. Its product is annotated as E3 ubiquitin-protein ligase MARCHF5-like. The transcript is spliced from 7 exons. NCBI's taxonomy places the organism in Eukaryota, Metazoa, Chordata, Actinopteri, Salmoniformes, Salmonidae. Gene Ontology annotation, cellular component: mitochondrial outer membrane. The record is from RefSeq and is a predicted model, not a curated record. Gene Ontology annotation, biological process: protein polyubiquitination; regulation of mitochondrial fission. Gene Ontology annotation, molecular function: ubiquitin protein ligase activity; zinc ion binding. The coding region runs from base 206 to 1087 and encodes 293 amino acids.
CGGAAGAACUGUUUUAUAUUUUUGUCCGUCCGUAGGACAGGCAGUUCGAAUAUUUUGUAUAAAUCAAAACUAUUUUAUUGUCAUCCAACCAGUUAAAAAACUGACUGUAAAGCUACUUCGGGAUUUUUAUAUAGAGGUAUUGUCGAGGUCUUGCCUGGCUGGCCCAUGGUGAGAAGGGGACCUAGAGGAACUGAACAGACACAAGAUGGCCUGUGUGGAGGAGCCCCCUGAGAAGCACUGCUGGGUGUGUUUUGCGACAGAGAGAGAGGAUCGCGUGGCAGAGUGGGUGAGCCCCUGCAGAUGUAAGGGCUGUACCAAGUGGAUCCACCAGGCCUGUCUGCAGCGUUGGCUCGAUGAGAAGCAGAAAGGAAACAGUGGAGGAGCCGUCAGCUGCCCUCAGUGUGGCACAGAGUACCACAUUGUCUUUCCCAAAAUGGGGCCGUUGGUAUACUUCCUCCAGCAGAUGGACAGUGCUCUGUCACGGGCCAGUCCAUUCACUGCUGCCGGUGUGGUGGUGGGGACAGUCUAUUGGUCAGCUGUCACCUAUGGAGCUGUGACUGUCAUGCAGGUGGUGGGCCAUAAGAAGGGCUUGGAUGUGAUGGAGAGAGCAGAUCCUCUGUUCCUCCUGAUGGGUCUACCUACCAUCCCAGUGAUGCUUGUCCUGGGCAAGAUGAUCCGCUGGGAGGACUACAUACUGAGGCUGUGGCAGAGACACUCCUCUAAACUACAGCUGCUAUUGCCAGGUAUAGGUCGUCCAUUGCCCCGUGUGCCAGCUGAUGGGGGUAAUGGAGGGGACCACCUGUCAGUGUCUCGUACUCUGUGUGGAGCUCUCAUCUUCCCCUCUGUAGCCAGCCUGGUGGGACGACUGAUCUUCGGCAGGGUACCCUCAUCUCUGCAACGCACCGUUCUGGGUGGUAUAGCAUUUGUGGUGAUGAAGGGAGUGUUGAAGGUGUAUUUCAAACAGCAGCAGUACCUCAUUCAGGCCAACCGCCACAUCCUCAACUACCCCGAGAGAGGGAGGGAUGGAGAGACGGAGGGACGGAGCGAGGGAGGAGAAGACGACACAGAGGACAGCGGAAAUGAGUGAAUGCAAGACUCCCCCUCCCCAACCUUAACCCCCGAUUGGGAACAGAAUCCUCUGUUCCCAAUCGCAAUGUAGUUUUAUUUUACUCAGACAAGGGGUGUGUUUAGGAGGUGCAUUACAUUUCCAAAAAGAGAACUUGUCCAAUAGGAAUGCAAUUGUUAGUUUUUUUUUCUCCCAUUUGUCUCCUGAAUGCGACCCAGGUCUUCUAUUUGCAUUGUAAGAUAUCCACCCAACCAUGACUGUAUGUGUGAGCGUGUGUGUACACUGUAGAGCCCAUGCUAUUUUAUUUGCCUGUAUGAAUGAAUUGGCUAAUAAAGUGAUUUGAAUGUUA